CGAAAUUCCGUUUUUAUAUUCUCUCUCUCUCUCUCUCUCUCUCUCUCUCUCUCUUCAAAAGUGAGAAAGCGACCAGAGUUCCGUACUUUGGAUGAGAUGUGUUUCGUCUCGCUGUUUCGUCAGUUUCCUCCUUCUUCUUCUUCUUCUACUUACCAUUAGUCUUCUCUCUCUCUCUCUGUCUGAAAACGACUCUCCUCUCUCCUCUGUUCCCCUCCCCAUAUUUCUUCUUCUUCUUCUAUCAUCCUUUCACAAUCUCCAUUUUUCGAGGCUUCAUUGAUUCACGAGAAGACACAAUUCAGUUUUUCUGAUAUAUAUAUAUAUAUUUAAAAAUAUUUUCCCCAUCUCUCUCUCUCUCUCUCGAUCGAUACGUUGCGUAAAACUAAAACCUGAUUCUGUUCUGUUCCUUGUUUCAGACUCUGUCUCUCUUAUACUCUGUUUCUGUUUCUGUUCUGUUCUGUCUUUAAUAAAGUUUCUCUCUUUAAAGACGUUUUAGUUUCCCGAGCUUCACUCUCUCUUGUCGGGAUUUUUCGUCUCAUGAUUCAUCAGAUCUCUGUUUGAAAGAUCCAAAAUCGCCGGAGAAAAUGGGAGGAUUACUGCAUCUCUUCGAUUUCCACAACAACAGUUUCUCCCGGAAAGUUUUCUCUCAUCACAAAAGCCGCGACGAAGAUCUGGAAGCUCCGAGGAAUAGUUUCGAGCUACAAGUCGAUAACUUUCAGACUUACCAUAACGAGAAAGAUAAACCGCAGAAUGAUAAAUUUGAGGAAGAGGAAUGGUACGAGAGAAGUUGUUACCCGAUUGAGGAAUCAAUGAAGAAGAAGAUCAUCGAUGAGCUUUCGAAAAAACAUUCUAACGAUAAACACAACACGCCUAGUCUUGUAGCUAAACUGAUGGGAAUGGAUGCACUUCCUUUGGAUUCUGCUGCUAAGGCAUCCCCUUGGAUCUAUCCUCGUCAGAGUAAACCGGAUCAUCGGUUUGAUAACGACAAAGGAGGAAGAAAAAGUAGAAAAGGGAGGUUGUCUUCCUCGACGGUGACUGCGUUAGAUGUGAUGGAGACACCAAUGCGUCGUGAACAUCCUCAAGAAGAGGAGCUUCAAAGAUUCAGAAGAGAGUUUGAAGCUUGGCAAGCUGAUAAAAGGUUUCAAGAUUGUUCAAGAAUCGUUGAUUCCGGAUGCGUGGUGGCUCGGGAUGAUAAAGAGAGGCUUUUCACUAGAACUAGGAGCUUCGGUCGGGACUUUAACUUGAUAUCGGAUAGAACUGCUCCAACUAGGAUUGUGGUUCUGAGACCUGGUCUUCAGAGAGCGUAUGAUUACGAAGAUUCGUUGACUACUUCUUCAGGGACGACCAUGGAAGGAAGCAGAGGAAGCAGCAUAGAAGAGUUUCUUGAGGAAGUUAAAGAGAGGUUAAAAGGUGAGCUUCAAGGCAAAGCAGCUCUCAAGAGAAGUUCAUCGGUGAGAGGAAGCGGGAUCGAGACUCCUUUUAGCGAAAGACCUUCUCCGAGGUCUGAACCGAUGAGACCAUACGGUACUAGUGAGGUUCAGUGCAAUGCACCAGACUCUCCUACUGAGUUUAUAAGUAGAGAUACUAGAAAACUCUUGGCAGAGAGAUUGAAGAAUGUUUUGAGAAAAGAGAUGAGUCCUUCUGAUGAUUCUAUGAUCAAAUGUAGUAGCCGUUUGCGACCUACCGUGUCGGACGCAGCGAAACAAAUUGAGGAAAUCAAUAUGGAAGACUUGAGAGUUAACAGAGAUGUUCCUAAGAAAGAGUCUUCAUCACCAAGAAAUCUCAAAAGAUCACUAUCUGCUCCAGUCUCAGGGAUGUCGUUUGGUAAGCUUCUGUUAGAGGACCGGCAUGUUUUGACAGGCGCUCAGAUCAUGAGAAAGCACGAGGCUACAAUAACAGAGCGAGAAGAGACAGAAACAGAAACAGAAACAGAACAAGUUGUUGUGGAUCCAAUCAGGAGGAAAGAAAGAUUCAAUCUCAGGAAAAAAGUUUCAAGCUUUAGAUCAACUCUUAGAGGAAGAAUCUUUGGUAAGAAGAUACGUUCAAUGAUCGAAUCAAACAGUUUUGAGGAUGAAUCGAUCAAAGAUUUCGUGACAGGAUCCAAGUUUAACAACUUUUACGAUCGAAAUGAGAAUUCAACAGAAGUGCCUCCAAGUCCUGCAUCAGUCUGCAGCAGUACACCAGACGAGUUCUGGAGAAAUGUAGAUUAUCUCAGCCAAGUUUCAACACCUGACGUGACUGUAUCGGAUGAGAACGGUAUGCCUCAAGUCUUCAGAGACAUCAGUUCCAAUCUAACUGAACUAAGAAGACAGAUAAAUGAGCUUGAAUCCGAUGUACAAGUGCGUACACCAGUGGAUGAAGAACCGAUUCAAGAGAUUGAUGAGACCAUAGUUGAUUUAGGAAAUCCAGACAAAGCAUUUGUGAGAGAUCUUCUUGUGGCUUCUGGUUUAUAUGAAGGUACAUCAGAUAUAUCAUUGUCUAGAUGGGAUCCAUUAGCAAAGCUUAUAAAAAGGUCUGUUCUUGAAGAAACUAAAGAGAAUCUUAAGAAAAGUGAAGAAAAUCAUAACAUAUUGUUUGAUCUUCUGAAUGAAGUGCUCACGGUGGUGCUCGGACCAUUGACAAAGUCAGGGUUCAAGAGAAAACUUAUGAGUUCGUCUGUGUCUGAAUCGACGACUAUACGAGGUAAAUACCUGUUGGAAUCAACAUGGAGGAUCAUGUCCGAGUAUUUAUAUUCUCAGCCAGAGAAACCUUUUUGUUCAUUGGAUGGGAUCAUUGGUUGGGACAUGGAUAGGUUUCCAUGGAGUGGUUUGAUUGGUGAAGAAGUUAAUGUAUUGGGGAGAGAAGUUGAAGGUAUGAUCAUGGCUGAUCUUGUUGAGGAACUUGUUAAAGAUCUAAAAAGGCAAAGAAGCUAAGAACUUAUAAGAUAAGAGUUAAACAUAUCUGAUUGGUUUGGUUUGGUGAAUAUGAAUGGUUUAAUUUUGGUGUGUUCUUUUUGUAAAUAGGGAUUUUUUUUAUGGAGUGUUUUUUUUUUCUUGAAGAAGUGAGUUUCCAUGAUAACUGUAAAUGUUUUCCUGCAGUACAAGGAAGCUAAGUUCUUCUGAUUGCUACAUAAA
Messenger RNA from Camelina sativa (false flax), 3110 nucleotides. Lineage: Eukaryota; Viridiplantae; Streptophyta; Magnoliopsida; Brassicales; Brassicaceae. The record is from RefSeq and is a predicted model, not a curated record.